AUCAACCACACCGUAAUUAGGGUUUGAAACCAGACGACCUCCACUCACGGUGUUGAACUCUUUGCCCUUUACCGGACACAGGUUUAAGAUUGAGUUAGAGACUUAUCUACCACUCCUUUCAUGGCGUUCCUGUUUCAGAAAUUUCAAAACGCUGUGAAGACUCUUGCAAAAAGUCCCACAUUUGCUAGAGAUCCAAGACACCUUCAAUUUGAAGCAGACAUAAAUCGCCUAUUUCUUUACACCAGCUACAAUAGUUUGGGAAGGCAAGCUAAUACAACAGAUGCAGAGGAGAUCAUUGACUUGGCUAAUAAGGCUUCCCUAGCUGAUCAGCAGAAGCAGGUCCAAGAAAACAUCCACUUGCAGAUUAAAACCUUCUGCACAUAUAUGGAUGACAUUCUCCUUCCUGAUUUAAAAAGCAUAGAUGAGCCGCUGAAGUCAUCUCCAGAAAGUGAUGCUGCUCCUCGCCGUAGUGGCCUGGGUCUUGCUGUUGGCAUCAAUGUUCCAUUGAGCAACUGCCCUGCUGUAGCUGAGACAAAGCCGUUAAAGUGUGCUGAGGUAUCUGAGAGAUUGAAGGAUCUCUUGGGUUACACCCUUGAGCUUAAACCGUCUGGAAUUCAGCACAAGGAAGCUGGCCAAGGUUUGUUCUUAAAUGGUGAAGCAGACGUUGGUGCCGUCAUAGCAUUCUACCCUGGCAUAAUAUACUCUCCGGCACAUUACCGCUAUAUCCCUGGAUACCCUAGAGUUGAUGCACACAAUCCUUAUUUGAUUUCAAGGUAUGAUGGAACUGUCAUCAAUGCACAGCCUUGGGGUGUCGGGAGUGAUACACGUGAGGUAUGGAAUGGUUCAUUAGUUCCUGAAUCUAGUCCAGAAAUGCAUGUUUCGGAAAAAGGUUUGGACCGAAUUUGGAAGAUGCUCAGUAAACCUUUGGAUGGCACACGAGUGGGGAGUAAUGGUGAUGAGCUGGAAAGGAGAAACCCACUAGCUUUUGGUCAUCUUGCCAACCACCCACCUAAAUCUGUACUCCCAAAUGUCAUGGUUUGCCCCUAUGAUUUUCCACUAACUGAAAGGAACAUGAGAGCCUACAUCCCAAAUAUAUCAUUUGGGAAUGGAGGAGAAGUAAGGAUGAAGAGGUUUGGCAGUUUUUGGUUUAAAUCUGGGGGGUCUGGCAAUAACUUAUCAGAUAUUCAUGUUCUGAAAACUCUCGUUCUUGUGGUUACUAAGGCUCUUUGCGAUGAAGAGGUGUUCUUGAACUACAGGUUGAGCAACUCAAAGAAGAGGCCAUCAUGGUAUACCCCAGUAGAUGAGGAAGAGGAUCAAAGGAGGUGGAGCUAAUUCAAAUCUAUGAAAGUUUAUUGUCGAAGUGGUUUCCAGUAAGUUUGUGUGUCUGGUGCUGACUCUGAUGGUUUUUUGCUCUAGUGAUUUACUUUUAUUAUGUGCUUUACCUGAGUUUCUGAUCAGCUAGGAACAAUUUUUUAAGAAAACAAAAAAAAAACUUCCCUUCAAUUAAUCUUGACCAGUAAGUUUGUAGCCUAACAGAGAACUUUUUGUUGGGCUCGAAGGAGCCAUUUUUUUCCUUGUUUUUUGUUUUCCUUAAUCACAAGUGGAGUCA
This is a messenger RNA of Ilex paraguariensis (yerba mate), 1609 nucleotides long. The record is from the annotation of a GenBank genome assembly. Lineage: Eukaryota; Viridiplantae; Streptophyta; Magnoliopsida; Aquifoliales; Aquifoliaceae.